AUGCAUCGGGGCAUGAUUGUCUUGGGGUUGCCUGCUAUUCUCGACUCCUCCCGUGACACUCCACGUGCGGCGUGGCGGCCUCUUGUGGCCGUGCUUGCUUCACGCGUGUCUUGUUCGGACAGCACAUCGAGACGGGCGCCUGGUGGGGAUUUUUUUUCUCGGUCUCUUGCCGCGGCAGCGCGGUUGGCCAAAUGGCGUCAGGAUGCAAACGAGGCAGAAGAGGACAGCUGGGCCUGGCUGGUGCAUGGAACCAUGUACAGGCUGGACAAACAGUGCAAUCAAAGGCGCGGUGGUGCUGGUCUGGUGCAUGGUGUCAAUACUACAUAUGCAUCUACUUACCGUGAGGUGAUGCGGCACCAAAUUGACAAGGCGGGAAGUCAAGAUUAG
Messenger RNA from Bipolaris zeicola 26-R-13, 387 nucleotides. RefSeq lists its product as uncharacterized. Bases 1 to 387 code for a protein of 128 amino acids. NCBI's taxonomy places the organism in Eukaryota, Fungi, Ascomycota, Dothideomycetes, Pleosporales, Pleosporaceae. The record is from RefSeq and is a predicted model, not a curated record. The transcript is spliced from 2 exons.